Molecule: messenger RNA, 3433 nt
Organism: Myotis myotis
Lineage: Eukaryota; Metazoa; Chordata; Mammalia; Chiroptera; Vespertilionidae
Gene: JADE3
Product: jade family PHD finger 3
Exons: 11
Coding region: 748-3219 (823 amino acids)
Biological process (GO): regulation of transcription by RNA polymerase II
Cellular component (GO): histone acetyltransferase complex
Source: RefSeq, a predicted model, not a curated record
AACAGCAGCAAAGCUCUUACCAUCAGAACUGUGUCCGUGCUUCUCUUGGGGAACAGGGAGAAAGAAGGGUCCCAGGGAGAAUGCCUGACCCCAUAGCUAAGUUUGGGAAAAGGGCAGUCAACUGAAGAAAGUAUGGGCCUAGCGUGGGGAAAUAGUACUGAGGCUUUGACCAAUAAGAGGUACCAAUGCAUUCAUUAAUACACUUCAAGCAGGAAAUAAUUUCAUCUGUCACAAUCCAGAAGCCAUGGCUGAGCCCUGCUACCCAAGGAGCUCCUCGACCCUUGAUAUUGGCUGAUAGGCAAGGAAAUCCAAGUCUAGAGUGUGGUUUUGGAAUAGCUGACAAGAGAAUGUGGUACCAGCAUGGCCAGUACCCUAGACCUUAUGUGUUAGAAUCUCCAGGGAAAAUUAAUAUCCUUUUUAAAAUUUUAAAAACUUUUUAUUUUGCUGUAAUAUUAUAAUUACCAAAAAGUUGCAAGAAUAAUACAAAGAACUCUUGUAUUCCCUUCACCCAAGGUCACCAGUUAUUAACAGUUUGUUCCCACUUGCUUUAUCAUUUGCUCUUUCUGUUUCUUUUUAUGAACAAUUCAAGGGUAACCACUGAGAGACUGAUACUUGUCAAGGGCAUCCUGUCAUGAGGGAUGGCUGACGUGCAGCCACAGGGUACAGAAGAACAUUGGUGGUGAUGUAGUGCCCAGAGAUAGAGUGAAGUCUACCCACGGCCAUAAGACACACGUUUGAUGCUACAAAAUGAAGCGUCGUAGAACUUUCAGCACCAGUGACAGUUCAGAUGGCAGUCCUUCUACUUCUUUUACUGGCUCAAGGUAUAGGAACAAGUCAAAAAUUCCAAAUGUGCACAAGAAAUCUGCGGAGGUGUUCCGGAAGGACCUCAUCAGUGCCAUGAAGCUGUCAGAUUCUCACCACAUUAAUCCUGACAGCUAUUACCUCUUUACGGAUACAUGGAAAGAAGAAUGGGAAAAGGGAGUCCAGGUACCAGCCAAUCCAGACACACUUCCACAGCCUUCCCUCAGGAUUAUCGCCGAUCGGGUAAAGGAUGUUCUGUUUACCCGCCCCCGGAAGUACAUCCAUUGCUCCACGCCAGAGAACUCGGAGCUUGGCUAUGUCAACAUCAGGGAGCAGGCGGCAUCUGUGUGCCGAUAUGACCUAGACGACAUGGACAUGUUUUGGCUCCAGUCCGUCAAUGAAGACCUUAGAGAAAUGGGUUGUGAGCAAGUUGAUGAAAACCUAAUGGAAAAGACAGUAGAAGUCCUGGAACGCCGAUGCCAUGAAAAUAUGAAACAUGCUAUUGCGACAGAGGAAGGACUAGGCAUCGAGUAUGAUGAAGAUGUGGUCUGUGAUGUGUGCCGGUCCCCAGAGAGUGAAGAUGGGAAUGACAUGGUGUUCUGUGAUAAGUGUAACAUCUGUGUGCACCAGGCUUGUUAUGGCAUCCUCAAGAUCCCAGAAGGUAGCUGGCUGUGUCGCUCCUGUGUCGUGGGCGUUCCUGCGCAAUGUGUGUUAUGUCCAAAGAAAGGUGGAGCCAUGAAGACCACCAGGACGGGGACUAAAUGGGCUCAUGUCAGCUGUGCCCUAUGGAUUCCAGAGGUCAGCAUUGGUUGUCCUGAAAGGAUGGAACCAAUCACAAAGAUCUCCCACAUCCCACCCAGUCGCUGGGCCUUAGUCUGCUACUUAUGCAAAGUGAAGACAGGAGCAUGCAUUCAGUGCUCGGUGAAGACCUGCACCACCGCCUUCCAUGUCACCUGCGCCUUUGAGCACAACCUGGAGAUGAAGACCAUCCUCGACGAGGAUGAUGAAGUGAGAUUUAAGUCUUUCUGCCUCAAACACAGCCAAAGCCGGCAGAAACUCGGCGAGACCGAGUACCCCCUGUACAGGGCCAAAGAGCAGAGCCCGGCCAAAGGCGACAAGACCAGCCCGCGGGCGCAGAAACUGCAGGAGCUGGAGGAGGAAUUCUAUAGCCUGGUCAACGUGAAAGAUGUGUCCUCAGAGCUGAAGCUGCCCCUGCUAACUGUGGACUUAAUCUACAACUACUGGAAACUAAAACGGAAGAGUAACUUCAAUAAGCCAUUAUUCCCUCCGAGGGAGGAUGAAGAAAAGGGCUUAGUGCAGCCGAAAGCGGAAAGUAUUCACACUCGCAUGAGCAUGUUUAUGCAUCUACGGCAGGACCUGGAGCGGGUUCGAAACCUGUGCUACAUGAUAACCAGACGAGAGAAGCUGAAGCUGUCCUACAACAAAGCACAGGAACAGAUCUUUGGUUUGCAAGUCCAGCUGCUUAACCAGGAAGCAGCCGAAGGACCUCCUUUGACAAGUGCACUAGAAAACUCAUUGUUUUACCCACCACCGAGAAUUACCUUAAAGUUAAAAAUGCCCAGAUCAGCCCCGGAAGACUGCCGAAACAGCUCCGCAGAGACUGAUCAUGGACCCCUCUCUCCUGGCAGCAACUCCCCUGUUCACAGUAUGGGGAGCGCACAAGUGCCUCAGGAAUCAUUAGAAAUGAGAGCGAAAUCCCACCCGAGGCAUCCAUUAGAGAGCAACAAUCACUGUUUCCUGACCAGUCUGGGCCUUUCUAGGAGUGAAUCAAAGGAUCCCAGUCCAGCUUGGACGACUCCAUCUCCGGAGUCCUAUCAAGGGCAGUCACUGGGGAAACCCCUGGUCCUCCAAGCUGCCCUGCAUGGACAGUCCUUAAUUGGAAAUGGGAAAAAACGUUCUCGCUCCAAGUUUGCCAAAUCCAAUGGCCUGGAGGGCAGCUGGUCUGGGGAUAGCACCCCAAAAGACAGCUCGAGUGAAAUGUCAUGUGGCCAGGAUUCCAUGCUCAGCUCCCACCUGGCCAGUCAGGGCAGCUUUAGAAAACCUACCGUGGAACACUUCAGCCGGUCCUUUAAGGAGUCCACCAACAAGUGGAUGAGGACCACAGGCGGCCUCCAGUGCCAUGGGAAGCCAACCAAGAAUGUUAACCCCAGGGAGCAGCUCUGGGGCAAGCAGCUUGCCAGGCGUUCUGCAGGGAAAGCUCCCUAUCAGGAAAACGAUGGGUAUUGCCCAGAUUUGGAGCUGAGUGAUUCAGAAGCAGAAAGUGAUGGGAAUAAAGAGAAAGUCAGGGUAAAGAGAGAGGGCUCAGGCAGGGAGAAGCCUCCCCGCACCUCUAGACGGGAUUGCCGUGGUAAACGCAAGAAGACACAUUCCCUCUCCCACAGUUCAAUGCAAAGGUGAUUUCCAACUUCCAAGAACAACUCAACCUUUGCCUUUGCCUCGUGUGUUGUAGAAACCCCACACACCAAAAGGAUUCUGGCACAUGUUGGGGAGGCAUUUUGGCGAAAAGAAUAAAAUGUUUCCACAGUUCAUUGUUUCUGAACCAGUUUCAAGUCUAGUUUUCAUAAGCACAUUAUUAGAAUUGCAGAUUGCCCCAAAGGUGGGUUUUGGUUUU